AUAUCAAAAUUCAAUCAUCACCUAUCCCGGAAUAACCAAGAAAUCAAAGCCAGGUACCAAAUAAAACCUCACAUCCCACGAGUUCAAAAACAGAGUUUAGUUAGACCGGCUAAUCUUUCUCGGAAAAAAAAAAAGUUAGACCGGCUAAUAGCCUCAUAUGCAGCAGUCCCAGACUCCCAGCCCCCCAUCAAAAAACUUCAUCUUCUUCAUUUCUACGGCCUCAACUUCUUCUUCCUCUCACAGUCUCUCUCCCACUCACCAUCAUCCACCCACACCACCUUCAUCCCUCUUAGCCACUCUUCUCACUUUCACAGCACCAACAGUCACAAACUCACAGACUCGCAGUAAGUGGGAGUCACCGCAGCCAUUCUCUGGACCACCUUCUCUAUCUUUGUUGUUCACUACUUAUUGUUCUUUGCAUGUAUAGAGGUGCAGAUUCUAGCUCUUGGAGUUACUAAUUCUAGGUGGUUGCUGCUACUUUGCAUUCAAGGUGUUCUAACAUAUGAUGGUAGCUACUAAUUGUUUUCGCGGUACAACCCUUGUUGGGUUAAUUUCGGAGGUUGACCGUGCUUUGGUUAUGUCUGGUGAUGGCAUGUCCCACAAUGAUUUUCAAUAUGAUAUUGCUGAAGAUGAGCGCACGGUUGUGAAACAUGAUGUAAUAUAUAAAACUGCGGUAAAAGUUCACCAAAUUAAUUGUAAUAUGUUUUUUUCCGCCUCUGGACACGAGGAUGAUUGCCUCGCUCUUAAGGGUGAGCUUGAGCAGUUGUUUUCCAAAACGGGAUGGGGGAAGUCAUUUCGUUGGUAUGUAGAUGAACUUCGUCAUCAUAUUAAAGCACUAGGUGGUCAUGGUUGGGAAAAGCCCCAAGCUCUGCUAGGUGGAUUUGACGGAAAUAAGGAGCCACGUGUUCCAUUGCUGUACAUGGUUAGUGAAGAGUUUGUGUCAGUUGUGCACGAAUCCAGGGAGAAGUUUGUUUGCAUAGGUGGUGGACAUGAUAGCAGCAGGGUAGUCUUGAUUCCACAUUUCAAUGCUUCAACAUGUUCUUGGCAGGAUGCUGUUCGGCUAGCUCAGGGGUCAGUUGCACGGGCUGGCGAUGAUGGCAAUGCUGAUGGGAUUAUCAAGACUGUUGCUGUCACGGCGGAAGAUGGGGUCGUCCAUCGUACAAAUACUGAUAUUAGUGUCGUGAGGAAGGAACAUGGUUUUGGGCUUAUGAGGAGGCCUUUGAUAUAGAUGAUCAGCAGUUAGCAUUACACAAAUUUAAAAGAUGGUGGAUACAAAAGCAAACCUAACCUAAACUAGAAAAUUGGAAAUAUAUUAGAUUUAGAGUAUUAUAAAUUUGAGGUCAUUACUAUCUUACAGUAUAUUAAAUCAGUUGAAUGGCUUUAAGUAAGUUCAGAUUAUUUACUUUGUAGUCGGAUAACAAUGAAGCCAAAUGUGACUUUUGCCAAAACAAUGAGUUCAAUUCAUACAUUUCUAUUAAUCUAAUUAAGUUUCUGUGUUCCA
Papaver somniferum (opium poppy) is the source of this 1501-nucleotide messenger RNA. RefSeq lists its product as uncharacterized. Bases 503 to 1228 code for a protein of 241 amino acids. NCBI's taxonomy places the organism in Eukaryota, Viridiplantae, Streptophyta, Magnoliopsida, Ranunculales, Papaveraceae. The record is from RefSeq and is a predicted model, not a curated record. The transcript is spliced from 7 exons.